AUGGCCGACAAGCAACCCCUCGUAACCCACAUCUACACCGCGGACCCCUCCGCCCACGCCUUCAACGGCAAACUCUACGUCUACCCCUCGCACGACCGCGAAACCGACAUCCAAGACAACGACAAUGGCGACCAGUACGACAUGAACGACUACCACGUCCUCUCCAUGGAGGAGAUCGGCGGACCCGUCACCGACCACGGCAUCGCCCUCGCCCAAGCCGACAUCCCCUGGGUGAGCAAACAGCUCUGGGCGCCCGACGCGGCCUUCAAGAACGGGAAAUACUACCUCUACUUCCCCGCCAGGGACAAGGACGGCAUCUUCCGGAUCGGCGUGGCCGAAUCGGACAAGCCCGAGGGGCCCUUCAAGCCGGAACCAGACUACAUCCAGGGCACCUUCAGCAUCGACCCGGCGACCUUCGUCGACGACGACGGCCAAGCCUACCUCUACUUCGGCGGUCUCUGGGGCGGCCAGCUCCAGUGCUGGACCUCCAACACCUUCGACGCCUCGCAGCAGGGACCCAACGAGCCGUCGACGGGCCACGCGCUGAGCGCCAAGGUCGCCAAACUCAACGACGACAUGAAGACGCUGCACGAGUCCGGCGUGCAGGACGUCGUCAUCCUCGCCCCGGAGACGGGCAAACCCAUCCCCGCCGAGGACCACGACCGCCGCUUCUUCGAGGCCGCCUGGCUGCACAAGUACAAUGGGAAAUACUACUUUUCCUACUCGACGGGCGACACGCAUUACCUCGCGUACGCCAUCUCGGACUCCCCGCUCGGGCCUUUUACGUAUGCGGGACGGAUACUGGAGCCCGUGUUGGGCUGGACGACGCAUCACUCGAUUGCCGAGUUCAAGGGCAAGUGGUAUCUUUUCUACCAUGAUACGAGCCUGAGCGGGAGGAACCAUUUGCGGUGCGUCAAGGUCAGGGAGAUUGUGUACGAUGCCGAGGGCAAGAUUCACUUGAAGGAGGCGCAGCCCAAGGUCGAGGAGGUGCCGCCGGCGAAGUUGGAGGCGUAG
Molecule: messenger RNA, 1014 nt
Organism: Westerdykella ornata
Lineage: Eukaryota; Fungi; Ascomycota; Dothideomycetes; Pleosporales; Sporormiaceae
Product: Arabinanase/levansucrase/invertase
Exons: 1
Coding region: 1-1014 (337 amino acids)
Biological process (GO): carbohydrate metabolic process
Molecular function (GO): hydrolase activity, hydrolyzing O-glycosyl compounds
Source: RefSeq, a predicted model, not a curated record